This is a messenger RNA of Coccidioides immitis RS, 910 nucleotides long. Its product is annotated as Spo12 family protein. The record is from RefSeq and is a predicted model, not a curated record. NCBI's taxonomy places the organism in Eukaryota, Fungi, Ascomycota, Eurotiomycetes, Onygenales, Onygenaceae. The transcript has 3 exons. Bases 181 to 564 code for a protein of 127 amino acids.
GUGGUUUGUUUACACCAACAAUCUUCCGUUGUCUGUUUUUGGCCCGUAUAAAGGCAAGCUCAUCGCUAACACUUAUCAGCCGCUGAAGCUAUCAUAAGACCAUUCUCCGCGAAUACCUGUGCGAUUUCCACGGGCCCAUCAUACAAUACCGAAAAACCCAUACACUCCUCGAUUCCCAUCAUGACAACCAACGCCACCAGCCCUUCUAGACCCUUUCCUCUUUCUGACCGCUCAACAAACACUUUUCUUCCUUCGCCUUCAAAAGAUACUACCAAGGUCAGCGGUGACUGUGAAGCGGAUACUAAAGCCGCGGCUACCAAAUCCAUGGAAUAUCACCGUCAAGUUUUAAAAGAAAAACUUGAAGGGGGGGCUCUGAAGGCUCCAGAGUACUAUGUGUCUCCAUCCGAUGAUAUUAUGAGUCCAUGCACCAAGAAGAUAUGCGAUUUGAAAGGAAAGAAAUUCAAAAACGCAAAGCCUCAAGUCCUAUUUGCAAAGGCCAUUGCAAAGAAAUCUUACGAGAAGAUGAGCUCAGAGAAACCUGGAAAUGACGGCGCUGAUGCUUAAGGAUUUCUGGCUUCGAGCUCGACAAAUGCUCUAGGCUACCGUUCUCAUUUGCUAUGAAUUUCCUUGUGUUAUCAUGACAGGCUUCACGACCACCACUUUAUUUUCACUAUUUGUAUUUUUCCUUCCAAUUUUUCUGGCGGUGCCUUAUGGACCAGGUAUGGCGUUUUUAGCGGCGCGGAGGGCCCAUAGGAUGGAAUCAGAGCGGUGCAUAGGGCACCUACAAAACGGGACUUGGGACAUCAGGAUAUUAAUGGCUGGUUGUGGGGGGUUGAUAUGGUGUUGCCAGGUUCUGUUACAUUGCUAAGAAUUGUCGAGAAUCCUAUUAAUGACACAGAAUUUGUCUACA